UGGAUCACAGCAGAAAAACAAGAUAUAUAUUGUUAUUUUUGGCAGCUUAGUAUUUAACCUCUGGAAACAUGCACCUACCUUGGAAGUGACAUGGCUAGAAGUGUAACCAGAUGCAAUUAAGCACUUAAAAUGGCAAAGUCCAAAAUGGAUGGACACCAUCAUUCUUCAAGGGCGUGCUGCUUACUGUUGUUGUAUUCCUUUUUUCCACUAGUUUCCCUACUAAUCAGUGACAUGCUCCAGUAAAAUCUGUUGUUUUGGUUGCCUUCAACAACUUAGUUUGAAAGACAUUUGCCAAAGUCUGUUUGUUUCACUUUCAGGCAUAAUUGCAAAAAGUGCUAUACAAAGGUGGGGUGGAUACUAUAACAGAAUCAGAAUGACUGACCAUGCUACGAUACAAACAGGCACUCUGCAGGAGGAAGGAAUCCAAUAUGCUCCAUGAUGUGCCCUGUAUUCACCAGAUAACCUCAGAUUUAUUUGCAAUCUCAUGGAUUAACUUUCAAGUUCUGACACAAAAACAUUUUAUGUUUGCCCUUGUGGAGUUUUAUUUGGUAUAAAAUACAACCCAAAAACGUUUUAUUUCUACAUGUAUCUUUGUUAUUGCAUGUAGACCCCGGCAGAAUUUCUAUCUUUUGUUCUUUUCCCAUUUUGUUAAAAAUCAAAAUGGCUCAUUUUUUUAAAGCAGGAGCUUGGACACUGUUUGCAGCAUUAAGUUUGUUUAGCUGCUGUAGUUUUGGCUAUUGUGAGGUCUCAAGGACUAGUGGUUCGGACUCAGAAGGGAGUAGACAAGAGCCAGAACCCUCGCCAUAUGAAAGAGUGAAGAGAGGAUGGGUGUGGAACCAGUUUUUUGUGGUGGAGGAGUAUACAGGCACAGAGCCGCUAUAUGUUGGCAAGAUCCAUACAGACUCUGACGAGGGUGAAGGCAACAUCAAGUACACUAUCACAGGAGAAGGGGCAGGCACCAUCUUCAUCAUCGAUGAGCUUACAGGAGACAUCCACGCCACAGAGAGACUGGACCGCGAAGAGAAGGCUUCCUACACACUGAGGGCCCGGGCCAGGGACCGGCUGUCCAACGACCUUCUGGAAUCGGAGUCAGAGUUUGUCAUCAAGGUCCAGGACAUCAACGACAGCGAGCCCAAGUUCUUGGAGGGUCCCUACAUCGGCAGUGUGGCAGAGCUGUCACCCAUAGGAACAUCCGUUAUGAAGGUUAAUGCAUCUGAUGCUGACGACCCUACAUACGGCAGCAGUGCCAAAGUGGUGUACAGCGUAAUGGAUGGAGAAAAGAUUUUCACGGUAGACAGAAACGAAGGAAUCAUCAUGACAGCAGUGGCAGAUUUGGACCGUGAGACACAGGAUCGGUAUGAGUUGGUCGUCAAGGCAACAGACAUGGCAGGACAAAUGGGCGGACUCUCAGGCUCUACCACGGUGACCAUAGUGAUCACAGACGUUAAUGACAACCCACCGCGCUUCCCACAGAAGAUGUACCAGUUUUCUGUGUCGGAGGGGGCGGCUGUGGGGACCCCAGUUGGGCGCAUCAUUGCCACAGAUGCAGACAUGGGAGAAAACACCGACAUGAGCUAUCUGAUCAAAGAGGAAGGGGAUCUCUUCAAGGUCACCACCGAUGUAGAAACACAGGAAGCCAUUGUUUCGAUCAAGAAGCCGCUGGACUAUGAGAGCAAGCGCACACACAAUGUUGUGGUGGAGGCAGUAAAUAAGCAUGUGGACCCUCGCUUUGUGGACCUGGGUUCCUUCCGCGACCAGACCAUAGUCCGGGUCAGCGUGUCAGACAUAGAUGAGCCACCCAUCUUUCAACCGGCAGAUGGCACUAUAAUGGAAGUGCAGGAGGAUACUAAAGUAGGAGCACUGGUUGGCGUCAUCAGUGCCAGGGACCCGGAUGUGAAGAACAAGCCUGUUAGGUUCUCUAUUGAUCGGACCACAGACCAGGAGAUGAUCUUUCAUAUUGAUCCUGAUUCGGGUGCCAUCACACUGAGGAAGGUUUUGGACAGAGAGACCGCAGGCUGGCACAAUAUCACUGUGAGGGCUGUAGAAACAGAAAACCACACCAUGGCGUCUCACUCAGCAGUGAGUAUUCGGAUUCUGGAUGUAAAUGACAAUCCUCCUGAACUGGCCACACCGUACGAAGCCUCCAUAUGUGAAGAUGCCAAACCAGGACAGCUAAUUCACACUAUCAGUGUGGUAGAUAAAGACGAGCCACAAUCUGGACAUCGCUUCUACUUUACCCUGGCCCCUGAAGGCUCCAGCAAUCGACACUUCACCUUAUGGGAUGUCAAAGACAACACAGCUGGAAUCCGGACCCAGCGGUCAGGCUUUAACCGCCAUGAGCAGAAUGUAUACUUCCUGCCUAUCCUGGUGGUAGACAGCGGGCCUCCCUCCCUCAGCUCCACAGGCACCCUGACCAUUCAUGUCUGCGGCUGCGACCCAGAGGGAGCCAUCCAAUCCUGCAACGCCACAGCCUAUUCGAUGAGUGCGGCUCUCAGCCCCGGGGCACUCAUAGCCCUUCUGGUCUGCAUUCUCAUCCUCAUAGUUCUCGUCUUGCUGAUCCUGACCCUGAAACGCCACAGGAAGGGCCAGAGGAUGGCGGAGGACGAGGAGGACAUGAGGGAUAACGUCAUCAAGUACAACGAUGAGGGCGGAGGGGAGCAGGACACUCAGGCGUACGACAUGAGCGCCCUGAGGAACCUGUAUGACUUCCCAGAGGCCAAGAGCUGUGACUCUGGCCCAGACAUCCGCUCCCUGCCGCAGUGGAUACAGGCUAACCGUGUGGGUGGGGGUGCAGAGGGAGCGGCAGCAGCAGCGGCAGCAGCAGACUUCUCCCUAUUCAAAGGCUACAUCCGGAAGAAGGUGGAACAAGCUGAUGCAGACCUGUCGGUGCCACCAUAUGACUCCUUCCAGACAUACGCAUUUGAGGGCAACAGUUCACCGGCGCUCUCACUAAGCUCCAUCCACACGAUGUCCACCACCUCAGAGCAGGAUUUCUCCUACCUCAGCGACUGGGGACCACGUUUCAGGCAACUGGCAGGCUACUAUGCUCCAGCAAACCCUGAGGAGGAAGGGUCCUAGCACAGCUCCUCUGCAGAGAGACGUUUAAACUCCUUCUUCCUCCUUCUUCUUCUCUGCCUCCUCUUCUCACCCUCUGGCACUCAUCAGAGCCAGCACUGUGUUCCUUAAAGACCGAGCACCAUCUCUUUAUCACUUGACAGACAAAUCCCAGUGUGAAACUUUGAACUCUUGUUUUUUUUUACAUUCUUUGCUUUUUGUGAGACCUCAGCAGGAAAUCUUUGGCGAUGAUACGAGAUAGAAUAAAGAAAGAGAUAUGCAGUCACCAAAAUUGCCAUUUAGUCCGAAGGGAAGAUUUUCUGUCAUCUAAACUUUCAUUUGUAAGCUGUAAAAACUGUUUUCAGGGUUACAAAGUCUCAUCAUUAUGUAGGUAGGAUAAAACAAUGCCACGACAAGCUGUCUGACAAACAUGUAUUUAUUUGAGGAAAUAUUUAAAUAUUUAUUUGUUUUUAUGUAUUUAUUUAUUUAUUUAUUAACACCAUGAUCACUAUGGUAACUAUAACAGUGAACUCUGCUGAAGUGCUUAAGAAAACGUGAGGGGAGGAGGACAUUAUGAAAAGAAUGAGGGACAACAUGGAAGAAAGAAAGAUGGACUGCAGUGGCAGAUGACAACACAAAUAUAGGCAACAAGGUGACAUUAGGGGUCAAAUAUAAAUUACCUUCUGGAAAAUAUUUGUAUUUAUUUUCUAUGACCACUUUUGUAAAACAACUUACUGAAGACAUAAAUGAAAUGUAAAGGCAAAAAGGGAACAGAUUGAGUGAAAAACUGCAGAAAAGAAGAGCCGGCAGUUCAGUCUGAACAUUUGAGACUGACAUACUUUAAAUGUAUUAUAGUGAUUUAUAAAAGGGGUUUUGUCGGUCACCAACUGAGGACAAUUGUGUGUUAACCAUUUCUUUUCUUAUCCUCUCCACAGCCAAUUGUAAGGCAAUAAGGCACAAACCGCAACAGUGAUUUAAGACUAAACAAAGUGACUGUUUCAUGAAAUUGGCUGGUCGCCAGCAUUGUCCCACAGGGAGCCAAUUUUCAUUUUUAGAUUUUGUGUGAGAAUGUGUUCAAUGUGUUUAAUUCAUUUUAUAACGUGAGACGUUUGAUUUUGCUUUUGAUGUGUUGUUUACUUGAGUGGAGGGAGGGAGGGGGGGAACUAGGAUGGUUGUGUAAUGAAUGGACUGGUCACAUCCACCUGAUAUCCACAACCUGUUCAAUGUUGACAUUAACUUGCAAAUGUAUUGAACAUUUAAAAAAAGA
Molecule: messenger RNA, 4321 nt
Organism: Trematomus bernacchii (emerald rockcod)
Lineage: Eukaryota; Metazoa; Chordata; Actinopteri; Perciformes; Nototheniidae
Product: cadherin-22-like
Exons: 12
Coding region: 661-3078 (805 amino acids)
Biological process (GO): homophilic cell-cell adhesion; adherens junction organization; calcium-dependent cell-cell adhesion
Cellular component (GO): catenin complex; plasma membrane; adherens junction
Molecular function (GO): calcium ion binding; cadherin binding
Source: RefSeq, a predicted model, not a curated record